AUGGCGGACGCGGAGGGCAAGAAGAAUUCUCGCACUAACUUCCCUGGUAAUCUCUCUCAGCCACAUUACAAGAAGGUGAUAAGGCGACGUAGCAGCUCUAUGCUCAACGAUGAUGAUUUCCAGUGCCCGAUCUGCGAGCGGAGGCUUAGUCUGGAGAAAGAAAUCUGGAGAUCCAUAAUGGAGAAACUUCACCCCAAUGGAGAGCUCUCGGAGUACCAGAAAAAGGAAGAAGGCAGAACAAAUUGUGAUGAAGGAGCAGCCAACUUUCAAAAAGCCUCCCGCCUUCCACUCACAUCCGAUCGUCCCCACACGUGUCUGUUGACCUCGCCUCUCACUCUGCCCUCAGCCUAAGAU
This is a messenger RNA of Homalodisca vitripennis (glassy-winged sharpshooter), 354 nucleotides long. RefSeq lists its product as uncharacterized. Bases 1 to 351 code for a protein of 116 amino acids. Lineage: Eukaryota; Metazoa; Arthropoda; Insecta; Hemiptera; Cicadellidae. The transcript has 2 exons. The record is from RefSeq and is a predicted model, not a curated record.